AUGAUACAAACCAUUAACCGGAAGCAAGAUAACGGCAUGCAAUCUGGUAGCAGUAUUGCGACAUUCUCCUCUGGGGACUGUAAUAUGACCUUGUCAUCUUGGGACUGUAAUGUGACCUUGUCAUCUGGGGACUGUAAUGUGACCUUGUCUUCUGGGGACUGUGAUGUGACCUUGUCAUCUGGGGACUGUAAUGUGACCUUGUCAUCUGGGGACUGUUAUAUGACCUUGUCAUCUGGGGGCUGUAAUGUGACCUUGUCAUCUGGGGGCUGUAAUGUGACCUUGUCAUCUAAGGACUGUAAUGUGACCUUGUCAUCUGGGGGCUGUAAUGUGACCUUGUCAUCUAAGGACUGUUAUAUGACCUUGUCAUCUGGGGGCUGUAAUGUGACCUUGUCAUCUGAGGACUGUAAUGUGACCUUGUCAUCUGGGGACCGUAAUGUGACCUUGUCAUCUGGGGACUGUAAUAUGAACUUGUCAUCUCGGGACUGUAAUAUGACCUUGUCAUCUGGGGGCUGUAAUGUGACCUUGUCAUCUGGGGACUGUUAUGUGACCUUGUCAUCUGGGGACUGUAAUGUGACCUUGUCAUCUUGGGACUGUUAUGUGACCUUGUCAUCUGGGGACUGUAAUGUGACCUUGUCAUCUUGGGACUGUUAUAUGACCUUGUCAUCUGGGGACUGUAAUAUGAACUUGUCAUCUCGGGACUGUAAUGUGACCCUAUCAUCUGGGGACUGUAAUAUGACCUUGUCAUCUGGGGACUGUAAUAUGAACUUGUCAUCUGGGGGCUGUAAUGUGACCUUGUCUUCUGGGGACUGUAAUAUGACCUUGUCAUCUGGGGACUGUAAUAUGAACUUGUCAUCUCGGGACUGUAAUGUGACCCUAUCAUCUGGGGGCUGUAAUGUGACCUUGUCAUCUGAGGACUGUAAUGUGACCUUGUCAUCUGGGGACUGUAAUGUGACCUUGUCAUCUGGGGGCUGUAAUGUGACCUUGUCUUCUGGGGACUGUAAUGUGACCUUGUCAUCUGGGGACUGUAAUGUGACCUUGUCAUCUGGGGAUUGUAAUGUGACCUUGUCAUCUGGGGACUGUAAUGUGACCUUGUCAUCUGAGGACUGUGAUGUGACCUUGUCAUCUGGGGACUGUAAUGUGACCUUGUCAUCUGGGGACUGUAAUGUGACCUUGUCAUCUGGGGACUGUAAUGUGACCUUGUCUUCUGGGGACUGUGAUGUGACCUUGUCAUCUGAGGACUGUUAUAUGACCUUGUCAUCUGGGGGCUGUAAUGUGACCUUGUCAUCUGGGGACUGUAAUGUGACCUUGUCAUCUGAGGACUGUGAUGUGACCUUGUCAUCUGGGGACUGUAAUGUGACCUUGUCAUCUGGGGACUGUGAUGUGACCUUGUCAUCUAGGGGCUGUAAUGUGACCUUGUCAUCUGGGGACUGUGAUGUGACCUUGUCAUCUGGGGACUGUAAUGUGACCUUGUCAUCUGGGGACUGUAAUGUGACCUUGUCAUCUGGGGACUGUAAUGUGACCUUGUCAUCUGGGGACUGUAAUGUGACCUUGUCUUCUGGGGACUGUGAUGUGACCUUGUCAUCUGAGGACUGUUAUAUGACCUUGUCAUUUGGGGACUGUUAUAUGACCUUGUCAUCUGGGGACUGUAAUAUGACCUUGUCAUCUAGGGGCUGUAAUGUGACCUUGUCAUCUGGGGAUUGUAAUGUGACCUUGUCAUCUGGGGAUGUAAUGUGA
Messenger RNA from Pecten maximus, 1734 nucleotides. RefSeq names its product cysteine-rich, acidic integral membrane protein-like. The record is from RefSeq and is a predicted model, not a curated record. Bases 1 to 1734 code for a protein of 577 amino acids. The transcript has a single exon. Lineage: Eukaryota; Metazoa; Mollusca; Bivalvia; Pectinida; Pectinidae.